AUGGCUCUUUCUCAGCACCCCGGCCUGCAAAUUGGCGCCAAGGCCUUUGCCCUCAUCGCCGUCGGGUUCGGCGUCAACGCUCUCUUCCGCCCUGAACACGCCCUUAGCUUCUUCGAGUGGGAGAUGCCCACCACUCUCGCAGAAAGACAACUCGUCGAAAGUCUCCUCUACGCAUAUGGCGUCCGUGACAUCUUCUGGGGGUUCGCCACCUGGAUUGCCGCCGCUUACGGCAACCCCAAAACCGCCGGCUGGACUCUGGUGGGAGGCAGCGCGGUGGCAUUCGCUGAUGGGAUAAUCUGCUACUCUUGGGGACAUGGCCAGUGGGGUCACUGGUCCUACGCUCCUAUUUUUACUUUGCUCGGGGCUACCUUGUUGGGUGUGUUUGACAAGGCAUAG
Molecule: messenger RNA, 396 nt
Organism: Aspergillus puulaauensis
Lineage: Eukaryota; Fungi; Ascomycota; Eurotiomycetes; Eurotiales; Aspergillaceae
Product: DUF4267 domain-containing protein
Exons: 1
Coding region: 1-396 (131 amino acids)
Source: RefSeq, a predicted model, not a curated record